UUUUUCCUUUUUUUUUCUUUUUGAAAAAUACAUGUCACUGAAAAAAAAAAAAAAGGAUCCGGAUUGUUAGUCAUUUAUAUAUUUUCUUUUAACCACUAAGAACAACAACAAAAAAGUGAUCUUUAUUGUUUUGUGAGUGUGAAAUGGUAUCUUUAGAUUUUCAUGAAGUUGUGUUUUGCUUCCAUGACUCAGAGGGUGGAUAUGGCGGUGGACAAGGACAGGCAAAUAAAUUGGUCUCACUAUCUGCCGUUUUGGCUUAGCCAGUGUCCAUAUAUCUUUGUUUAACUCAGUUAAUAUGCCACAUCUUGCAACGACUUAUGCUGCAGUUAAUGCACUUAUAACUCCUUGGUGGUGAGGCGAACUCUACAAAUUUUUGCAGUAAAUGAAACUUCCAAGCGGUGGCUUCAGGCUUCUAAAUCUAAGGUAGCUGCUAAGAAUGGCCCAACUGCUGCUACAAAGAAGAAAGAAGUCUCAGAUGAAAGCUCAGAUGAGAGUAGCGAUGAUUCGGAAGAUGAUGAUGAAACCCCUGCAAAGGUUGCUGCGCAAAAAGCCUGCUCAGUUGCAAAGAAAGGCUCAUCAGUGGCUGUUAAGAAGGCAGACACUAGCAGCUCUAGAUCUAAAAAGAGCUCUGAAUCUGAAGAUGAGUUUCAAAACCCGCAGCACCGCGCGGGCAAGCUUGCUAGUUAUUUCUAUACUAAAACCCAAACGCCAGUGUACUGUUCACAGACAGUGGAGUGGCGAAAGUGCCCUCCGUUUGGUUUUCCAGCAAGCUUUUUUCUCUUUGUUGCACAGUUAAAUGACGGAAUUGCAC
Molecule: messenger RNA, 811 nt
Organism: Pyrus x bretschneideri (Chinese white pear)
Lineage: Eukaryota; Viridiplantae; Streptophyta; Magnoliopsida; Rosales; Rosaceae
Exons: 5
Coding region: 437-796 (119 amino acids)
Source: RefSeq, a predicted model, not a curated record